Juglans regia (Persian walnut) is the source of this 2403-nucleotide messenger RNA. Its product is annotated as casein kinase 1-like protein 1. Bases 497 to 1900 code for a protein of 467 amino acids. The transcript has 14 exons. The record is from RefSeq and is a predicted model, not a curated record. Gene Ontology annotation, cellular component: nucleus; cytoplasm. NCBI's taxonomy places the organism in Eukaryota, Viridiplantae, Streptophyta, Magnoliopsida, Fagales, Juglandaceae. Gene Ontology annotation, biological process: peptidyl-serine phosphorylation; signal transduction; endocytosis. Gene Ontology annotation, molecular function: ATP binding; protein serine/threonine kinase activity.
AAGAAAAUUUGGUAAGAAGAAUCACACACACACGGACGCACCAGAGAGAGGUUUUGGUUUGUUCAAAGUGACUGGAUCGUAUAGCUCCCUCCACAAUGCCUGAGAAACUAACUAGAUAUUAAUGUCGCUCACUGGAUUAGAAAAAAAAAAAACUAGAUAUUAAUGUCGCUCACUUUUUUUUUUUUCCCUUUCCGUUUCUGUUCUGAAAUCUACUCUAAUCUAACCCUAGAAUCAACCCCCGCAAGGGAAUUAACACGAAAGUAGCUUCUAACCCUAGAUCUUCAAUUUUUUUUCUCCCUUUUUUGGUUCUCUUCGACACGAUUUCCCCUCGACUGGUUUUGGAGCUUUUUCUCGGGGUUUUCUAUUGUAUUUCAGGAUUUUGUAUCCUUCGGCUCAGAUUCUCGUGCUUUCUCUGCGUAACAAUUCUUUUUACAUAUUUUCUCCGUAAAUUAGGUUUCGGAGUUUUAGCUAGGGUUUCAAAAUUUCCGUUGUGUAAAUGGAGCAUCGAGUUGGGAAUAGAUUUCGGCUUGGCCGAAAGAUCGGUAGCGGCUCGUUCGGGGAGAUCUAUCUCGGUACUAAUAUUCAGAGUAACGAAGACGUUGCAAUUAAGCUUGAAAAUGUCAAGACAAAGCAUCCUCAGUUGCUAUAUGAAUCAAAGUUAUACAGAAUCUUACAGGGAGGAACUGGAAUUCCAAAUGUGAGAUGGUUUGGAGUGGAGGGAGACUAUAAUGUGCUGGUAAUGGAUUUGCUUGGACCUAGUCUUGAAGAUCUUUUUAACUUCUGCAGCAGGAAGCUUUCUUUGAAGACAGUUCUUAUGCUUGCAGAUCAAAUGAUUAAUCGUGUCGAAUUUGUUCAUUCUAAAUCAUUUCUUCAUCGAGAUAUCAAGCCUGACAACUUUCUGAUGGGCUUGGGAAGACGCGCAAAUCAGGUGUAUGCCAUUGAUUUUGGUCUGGCAAAAAAAUAUAGAGAUAGUUCAACCCAUCAACAUAUUCCUUACAGAGAAAACAAGAAUUUGACUGGAACUGCUAGAUAUGCAAGCAUGAACACUCACCUUGGUAUAGAGCAAAGCCGCAGGGAUGAUUUAGAAUCUCUUGGAUAUGUUCUUAUGUACUUCUUGAGAGGAAGUCUCCCUUGGCAAGGACUGAAAGCAGGAACUAAGAAACAGAAGUAUGACAAAAUCAGUGAAAAGAAAGUUUCUACCUCAGUUGAGGCCUUAUGUCGGGGUUAUCCAACAGAAUUUGCGUCAUACUUUCACUAUUGCCGUUCACUACGAUUUGAUGACAAACCAGAUUAUGCUUAUCUGAAAAGAAUAUUUCGUGAUCUUUUUAUCCGUGAAGGCUUCCAGUUUGAUUAUGUAUUUGACUGGACUAUUUUGAAGUAUCAGCAAUCACAGAUGGCUGCUCCUCCAGUUCGUGCCCUAGGUGCUGGUGCUGGAACUAGUUCUGGAAUGCCCACUGCUAUUGCCAAUGCUGAUAGACAGAUAGGUGGGGAGGACGGGCGAGCAGCUGUUUUGCCUUCGAUGAUUCCAUCACGGCGUAGAAUAGCAGGACCAGCUUUAACUUCUGGAACUUUUUCAAGGCAGAGAAGUCCAGUUGUUAAUGAUUCUGCAAUCUCUAAUGAUGUUAUGUUAUCAAACUCCAAUAAUUUGGGCCGUCCAAGUGGAUCAUCAAGGCGGGCUGCUGUUUCUAGCAGCCGUGAUGCAUUUGUUGAGAGUGAGUCAGAUCUCAAUCACACUCGGACUACUGAGGCCAGCCCUGGAGCAGCUCGCAGAAUUUCAAGUGGGCAAAGGACUUUGCCAGUUGGAUCCUCAGAUCCCAGACGUACACCAUCUGGGAGAAAUACCACCCGAAACUAUGAAGGUGCCCUCAGGGGCAUUGAGACCCUGCAAUUAGAUAAUUGAUAAGAGGGAUCAAUAUUAAAUGCUUAUCUUGGUGCACCUUUGUAAAAAAAGUACAAAUUCUUGUGUGCUAUUAUGCAUGCUGUAGGAAUAGGUUUGCUUGGAGUUGAGUUGUUGGGACUUGAAAUUCAGGGGAUUCGGGGUCUGGAUUUGCGCUCUCCUAGCAUAAACCAGACGAGUUGAAUCAAAUGUGAAAAGCUGAGGUUCAUCUGAACUGAUUCCAGGCACGGGCUCUCAGGUUGGUUAUCUUUGUGUGGCUUCUCUAUUCUCUGGCUACAAUGUUUCAACUUUUUUAUCCUGUUUUAACUGUGGUCGCUUUGCUGACUUCAUGAUGUCUUACGAUGUUUCUUCAACUUGUAGGGCCAAAACUUGGCAAUGUAAAUUGGCCAAUGUGUUCAUAUGCCUCUUUAGGUCCUUUCCACUUUCUUUGUUCCCAAAUUUUUAUACACAUUAUGCUGGGCACAGAUGCCUUUUAAUCUUUUGAGUUACUGCUACGUUUUCCUGAA